This is a messenger RNA of Momordica charantia (bitter melon), 1209 nucleotides long. RefSeq lists its product as uncharacterized. Lineage: Eukaryota; Viridiplantae; Streptophyta; Magnoliopsida; Cucurbitales; Cucurbitaceae. The record is from RefSeq and is a predicted model, not a curated record.
UUCAUAACAGAAAUACCAGACGGGACAGUCCCGCGAAAGCGCGAGCGAGAGAGAUGGAGAUGGCGACGCAGACCGAAAGCAGAGUGGAUCGAAGGAGAAGACUGAUGAGCAGAGAGAUGGAUCGAAUGGCUCUGAUCACCGGCCGCAUAAAAAAUCUGCCACCGUCGCCUCCGCCUUCUCCGUCUUCCCCAUCGCCAUUUCUUUACAAUCAUCAUGCUCAUACUCAUCAGCGCGGCCAUUCCCACACCGGAAUUUCCCCCUCAUUCUUCUCCAAAGACCUUCACAAGAAUCCUGAUUCCGUUCCUGUCAUCUCUCACAUCCACGGCAUCCCCAAGCCCAGAGAUGAAAAGGCAGCCACUUUACUGAAGAGUAUGUCCAGCAAUGAAGUCGUCCUAGAAGAAAAGAAAAAUGCUGUGAUUGGAGGAUACCAAAUCAAUUAUCAAAAGCUGAACCCCAUUGGAGAAGUAACCAGUCCAGUCUCAAGUCCAUCUGCCAUAUCAGUGGCUGAGAAGGCCUCCAUUUUUAAGGAACCUGCAGAGUCAAAAACACAAUUUUCAAAGCCAAAACUCUUCACUUCAAAACGAGUGAACUCCUGCAUUAUUGCUUCUCAAACCACCAGAGUUUACUGCUCGGUGAUCAUCGCAUCUUUGGCGGUUCUAUCGCACCUGGAUCACCUGCUGUUCAUAAUUAGGAACAUAGUCAGGCCGGAGAGCACGGUGGCAUCGAAGCCUCUCUACAUUCUGCUGCUCACCGACGCGACGAUCAUCGUGGCGAGAAUGUUGUCUGAGAGGCAGAAAGGUGGGAUGGAGGAGGUGGCCGCGGUGGAGGAAGAACCCGAGAAAGUAGUAGUGAAGGAAGAUGCACAUAACUCGUGGGAAUCCGCCGUGAAGCUUUUGGAGAGAGGUUUGGUGUUUUAUCAAGCUUUUCGUGCCAUCUUCAUUGAUUUUAGUGUUUAUGCUGUGGUUGUUAUUUGUGGCCUCUCUUUGCUGUAGCUUUACCUUAUGUGUCUUUGCUUUUGAUUUGAUCUCUAUUCAAGCAUCCUCAGUUCGUUGGAGCUUAGCAGAUGGAAUAUCCCAAUUUGAAAGAUUUUUGUUUUGAUUAUGUUUCUUUCUUUCAGAGGUACAUAUAUAUCACCAUUUAAUUUUGGUGUGGCUGCUUAUGGCCAAUCUUACAUAGUUAUAUCAUUCAUUUCAAAUGUUUAAAGCGUUU